AUGUUAACACCAAGUCUCACCAACGCUCAACAAGUUAGAGAUUUCGUCUCAAAGACUCACAACAAGCCGUACGCAGCCAUCGAUCCGAAAACCACUGAACUUCCAAGAGACUAUGUCGUGUGUAUCAUUGGCGCUGGAGGAGCCGCAGGAGCAGGGUUAGCACGAUCGUUCGCUAAAGCAGGCGCAUCAGGUAUCAUACUUGCAGCCCGCACGCAAAGGUCCUUGGAGACAACAGCCAAUGAAGUCAGUGCUAUCAACCAGUCCGCCAAGAUAGUCUCAAUUUCGUGCGACAUCAGUUCCAAUGACGACGUGGCCAAGAUUGCUACCGCCGUCAAGGAGCAGUUCAAUGGGAAGCUCGAUGCUGUAUUUGUCAACUGCGGGUUUUCGGGGCCACUCUCUAAGGCCACAGUUCUUGAAGAGGAGUUUGAAGACGUAGAGAAGGCUUUUGCUACUCAUUGUUUGGGCACAUGGCUGGCAGCUCAUCAUCUCUUACCUUUUCUCCUCACUAGCAAAGGUAGUUUUAUUGUGAUCAGUUCAAUCUCGGCACAAGGCAUCGCUGGCUUCGGAACCACGUCUCACUAUUGCGCAAGUAAGCUUGCUCAAGCUCGCUUGAUUGAGAUACUUCAUGCGCAAUAUGCCGACAAAGGUGUCUUCGUUGCCAGUGUCCACCCAGGCGGGAUGAAGAGUGAGUUUGCGCGAGCGGCAUCAGAGGAUAUCCAGCAUUUGUUGAACGACAGUCCCGACCUUGUGGGCGCAUUUUCUGUGUGGUUGUUGAAGUCACCUGGUUUCGAGGCACGGAAAGAUGCAUUGAAUGGACGAUGGCUAUCUUGCAAAUGGGAUGUGGAUGAGUUGCAAGACAAAUUUGAGAGCAUUCAGCAGCGAGAUUUACUAAAGUUCAGAAUGGCCAUAGAGUAA
This is a messenger RNA of Fusarium sp. VM40, 915 nucleotides long. Lineage: Eukaryota; Fungi; Ascomycota; Sordariomycetes; Hypocreales; Nectriaceae. The record is from the annotation of a GenBank genome assembly.